AUGCAUUUUCUGCAGAUAACAGUGGUUCCAUGGCGGCGAUUCGUGCCGCUUGUAAAGGCUCUAACUAUGUUGUUCAUGUUUGAUAUUACCUGUCAGUUAAUUGGUAUCAAGAAGCAAGAAAACAUAAUCAGAUGGGUAAUCUAUGAAAUCAGUAGCUACAAAUUCAGCCAACUGACCCUGUCUAACUUCGUUCGUUGGUUUUGGUUGAAAUUCUUCGGGAGGAGUCCAUGAGUUGAUCUUCUGAAAAUUAAACGCCAGCAAAAGCUUACGUUUUGGAUCAAUGUUUAUAGCGUUUUUCUGGCAAAUUACACAGAAUAGCAACAUACUUUAAUGUCGAUACCAACUUAUGCAAUGUACUUCAUUAUUUGUUUCACAAAAUGACACGUUCCGCCC
This is a messenger RNA of Lactuca virosa, 393 nucleotides long. NCBI's taxonomy places the organism in Eukaryota, Viridiplantae, Streptophyta, Magnoliopsida, Asterales, Asteraceae. The record is from the annotation of a GenBank genome assembly.